Messenger RNA from Pseudoliparis swirei, 2677 nucleotides. RefSeq names its product zinc finger, CCCH-type with G patch domain (gene zgpat). Gene Ontology annotation, biological process: regulation of transcription by RNA polymerase II; negative regulation of DNA-templated transcription. Gene Ontology annotation, molecular function: RNA polymerase II cis-regulatory region sequence-specific DNA binding; metal ion binding; DNA-binding transcription factor activity, RNA polymerase II-specific. The record is from RefSeq and is a predicted model, not a curated record. The transcript is spliced from 7 exons. Gene Ontology annotation, cellular component: nucleus. Lineage: Eukaryota; Metazoa; Chordata; Actinopteri; Perciformes; Liparidae. Bases 229 to 1821 code for a protein of 530 amino acids.
CCUAGCUUGAUACUCAACCGGUUACUGUGGUGUUCGACCUGGAGGAUUUAGCAUUUAUUUUAAAUUACCGUAUUUCUCAACAUAGCACACAUUUUCAUGGCUGUCCCUUUUUCUGUGGGUGCAGUGGAGGUCAGCCCGCCCGGCUAAUUACGAAGGUGUCUUGUGGGGGGAGGAAGGGGGCGGACUUGAUGCUGUCCAUUCCUGCCCCACCCUGUGCCAAGUGUCAGUAUGGAUGAAGAAACCCUUGAGGCAGCCAUCAGUACCUAUGGUGCCCAGUUGCAGCAGGUGGAGUCAGCCCUGUCAGCUGGCCUGGACCCUUCCCAGCAAUCCGACCUGCUCAAGCUGAAGGACGACCUCUGUCAGCUGAUAGAGCUCACAGAGUCCAGUCUCGUGUCUGUCAAAAAGAGCCAACUUCUGGCCAGCCUCGAAGACGGUUAUGGACUGUGGGCGAAAGUCUCCGAGGCAGCAGCCGACACGAACGGCGCAAAUGGCGGAUUGGACGGUGAGAUGGCAGCCUUCUACUCCAAACUCGGGGAGCCAUCAGGGAGUAACUCCGAUCCUGGAUAUCGGGAAAAUGGGGAGGAAGGUGGGGUAGAGUAUGAUGAUGAAGAGGAGGAAGACGAGGCAGAAGAAGAAGAAGAUUCACUCAGUGGUACCAAAGUAAAAGCGCCCUACCGGACAACAUGGGGGACACUUGAGUAUCACAAUGCCAUGGUGGUGGGGGCAGAACCGUCAGAUGCAGAGGAGGCACAAGUAAGAGUGCUCUACGUCUACCCCACCCAGAAGUCUAUGAAGCCCUGUCCAUACUACCUGGAGGACAAAUGCCGCUUCCUGGAGAAUUGCAGGUUUUCCCACGGCCAGGUGGUGUAUGUGUCGGAGCUCAGAGAGUUCCUCGAGUUUGACCUCGGUAAUCUCGAAGAAGGCUCCUCCUGCUUGGCUCGACACGAAGACGGCAUCUGGUACCCAGCCAAAAUCAAAGAUAUUGACAGUGGUUUCUACACUGUGAAGUUUGACUCAGUGCUGCUCAAAGAUGUUGCGGUCGAGGCCGACUGCAUUAUCCCGCCUUUGAGAGAAAACGACCCGCUCUCCUCAGACUCUGACCCGGACGACAUUGGAGAUGGACAUGAUGUGGCUUUUGCAAAAGUCAUGGACACUGCUGGAGAAUCCACAGAUACGGUAAACAGUGCAAAUUUUGGUGGCUGGGAGGCACAUACCAGAGGCAUCGGAUCCAAGCUUAUGCUGAAAAUGGGCUAUGAAUAUGGGAAAGGCUUAGGAAAGCUGCAAGAGGGUCGGCUAGAGCCAGUGAUGGCAGUGGUCCUUCCCAAACGCAAGUCUCUGGACCAGUGUGCCGAGCUCACCCCGCGGCGCACCCAGAGCAAGGUCACCCAGGACGGCACGCCGACGGGUCGGCGAAAGAGAUGCAGGAAGCCACGGGUCAACGCCGCAGGGCGCCGUACCGUCUUCGACUUUCUCAACCAGAAGCUAGAAGGCAAGAGCACCGGCCCGGCCGUAGAGGGUGGUGCCGCUGCUGCAUCGGCGGCGACUGGAGUGGAGGCUUACAGGGGGGGGAAAGGCACCAAGAGGACUCUGAAUGUGAAGCUGUUCAAGGCUUCGGAGCGGGUGUCCCAGACUGAGAGGGAGAUCCAGAAAUUGACUGAGCUACUCGGCAGACAGACGGGCAGGGACGCCACCAGAGUGAAGCAGCUGGAAGAGAAGCUGUCUGCAGCCCGCCGGCUGCUGACCCAGCAGAAAGCCCAGGAGCUGUCCAUCCAGCGAGAGAACCGGAAGGCCGACACGCACAAGAAGAUGACUGAGUUUUAGGCUCGGCUCUCUCCAAAGACUCAAAGGACAAAGGGAAGCACUGCUCGCCUGAGAUGAACUUUUGUCCCCUGCCUCUUUUUUUUUCUUCUUUUUUUUCUUUUAUUUGUUUUGCAUUCUUCCUCACCGGCAUCCUGGAUUCGACUUCGAGCAGAACGCAGCAUUUGCUGAUCAUCAUUUCUGCUUCUUAUUGAAAUUUCUCGAGGACUGAGCGGUUCAUUUAGUUGAUAACAGUUGUUAGGUUCCUAAUUGAACGCUUCACAAUAUCGUUCCAAGCAACAUUUUAUUUGCGAUCUGUGUGCUUUUUUUCUUCCUUUUUUUCUACACUAAAAACCCGAUCUUUGAAGUUUCAUUUCUCUUUUUAAUCCAUACACCUAAGUUAUGCGUUUCCUUUAUUGUACUUUUUUCGGGAAGAGGUUUCAAUAAUUCUAGCCCAGAGGCGGUUCCAACGGUAACUGCAGGAUACCGUUGCUCGGAUCUCUGUCUUACUUUUAAAUUACAACCUCGGGAGUUUGGAGAUCUUUACACAGUUCUGAAGUGAAGCCCCCCACCCCAUACGUCUACACCUCUUACCGGCUUUGAAGCUACAACCAUAACCCCUCUAUUAAAUAAUGAAUUUGGAGAGCACCUUGUCUGCUCGUUGAUCCGAAAAACAUCGCCUGUAGGCAGUCGGUGGGUUGAGCAGUGACUGCGUCCGCCUCGCUGGCUUCCACACUCUCAAUAAAGGUUUAAAUUAAGAUAUGAGUUUGCUGGAGAUGAACUUCUUCAUAUGAGCAGAUUAUAAUGUGAAUUCAGCAUAAAACGCAAAACCACUGUAUUUGCCACACAUGUUCUUUUUAAUAAAGGUGUUCCAAAAGAA